This is a messenger RNA of Phycomyces blakesleeanus NRRL 1555(-), 846 nucleotides long. RefSeq lists its product as hypothetical. The transcript is spliced from 4 exons. Lineage: Eukaryota; Fungi; Mucoromycota; Mucoromycetes; Mucorales; Phycomycetaceae. The record is from RefSeq and is a predicted model, not a curated record. Bases 1 to 846 code for a protein of 281 amino acids.
AUGAAAUAUAUUCAGCCUUCAAUGUUUCAAAUUUCACAGAUUUACACCAGUAAACGUUACGCUCGGCCAGUAGAGACCAGCAAAUCAGAGCAAAUCAAUAAAUCUAGGGCUUAUAAUAUCUUAAAGAAGAUCGUCCUUGGAUAUUUGACAUAUCUUAUGACUGUUCGCCCAAUUCCUCGAUGUGAAAGCAAACAUAGUCUAUUUUGGCGCUUACUGGAAAAGGAGUCAGAGCCACGUAUCAAGUCGGAAUACAACCUUUUUUUUUCUGUUCGCUAUCUGAAUGAUACUUCAUACAUAGCGGUGCGCACCACUAUCUUCCAAUGUGUUUACACUGCUAUUAAAUGUAUUGAUGUUAAAGGGAACAGAUGGACCAAAGUUAUUAUGAUCUUAUUCAUGAAUAUGGCGAUUCUCCAUACUAUGUCUCUCUGCUUUCUGCACAAACAGCUAGCGGCAUUUAGUAUUCUUUACGACAAAAAUAUUGACAUUGGAUCAUAUAACGUUGUUGAGUCUUGCAUAGGAUAUGAGAGCCUGUAUACUGAAACUGGGACGUAUGCGAAUAACGAUGUUUCUGAAGAGAGGGAUAUUUCAAUGAGUAGUAUUGAAGCCACGACGAAGAUUCUCUACAAAGACAGUUUCUUAGAAAAACGUACACAGUGUGAUACAAUGGCUUGUGCUGGCAUGGAUUCUGAAUCCAAUGCUAUUAAUUCUUGUGAAUUUCUUCAGGAAUAUUGUAUCCAGCAAGGGUUUGACAUUGUAUAUUUUACUUUUAUGUCUCAUUUAUAUCAUUGGAUUUAUUGGCGCAGGAUGUGUAUUUACUGCAACUGUGCUAGGCUUUACUUUAUAUAA